CACAAUUCAGAUCAUUUUCUCCGAUCGAGCUCAUUUUCAUCUAAGUAAGAAAUUCCGAUCAGAAAAGAGAAAUCAUGAGCGGAUCUGCACCGACUGGUUGUUACAAGUGUGGCCGUCCCGGUCAUUGGUCCCGUGAUUGUCCUUCAAACCCUACUUCUAACCCUAGCAAUGAACCUUCGACUAACCUUCCUUCUUCAUCCUCCAACAAGACCGGCGCCUCCGGCGGUUUUGCUGCACUUAAGACGCUAGAAAAGCCUAAGAAAGCUCCUAGGAUAAGGCCGAAACUCACUCCAGAAACGCUUCUCUCCAACGAUGGCAUUGGCUAUGUUCUCCGUCAUUUCCCUCGUGGUUUUAAGUAUCGCGGUCAUGGUCACGAGGUUAGUGACUUGGGAAAUCUAUUGGGACUAUAUGCUGGAUGGCAUUCUCACUUGAUUCCUUACUAUGCAUUUGAUCAGUUUGUUCAUAAAGUGGAACAAGUUGGUUCCACAAAACGUGUCAAGACAUGCCUUAAAGGACUAAGAGAAAGAGUUGCUAAUGGAGAGGACCCAACAAAGCUACAGGAACCAAUGCCAGACAAUGUCAUUAUAAAUGAUGAGCAAGGUGAGCAGCUUGUUGAGCCAGGAUCCAUGAAUAAUUGUGAGGAACCCAUUCCUCCCAUAAUAAUUGAAGGAGAUGAAGACACAUCUCUAAAGGAGAAAGAUGAAGAAUACAUGCUCCAAGAGAUUUUCAGUGGACAGGUGCCAAUUUCUGAGCAGGCUGAAGCAUUGCCUUGUAGUAAUAAUAAUAAUAAUAGUAAUAGUAAUCAGAGCAGCAAUGUAAUAACCAUAUCAGACGAGGUUAAAGCUAGAAUGGAGGCUAACAGGUUGAAGGCCCUCCAAAGAGCCAUCUCUCGUGGUCGCACCGCUUCUCAACUUCACUAGCAUAUCUCCGUAAGCAAGGUUGUUGUUUCUAUGUUUACUUUCAUACAAAAAUUUAUAUAUACUUUUGUCAAAAUGGUUCAUAUUAAGGUAUUUCUUUUCCGAGAAAUACCUUAAUAUAUCUUUGCUUAUGUAUUUGGACCUAAAUGCGAAUUUUGAUUUUUUUAAUGACCAAGUUUAGUCAUUUGCAUUGUCAUCUAGUGCCUCCCAAGUGAAGCUAAUAUAAAUCACUCUCUAAGAUAUUAAGCAAAAUAUAAUCUCAACCACUUCCUGUUUCCUAGCUAUCUAGAUG
Molecule: messenger RNA, 1209 nt
Organism: Impatiens glandulifera
Lineage: Eukaryota; Viridiplantae; Streptophyta; Magnoliopsida; Ericales; Balsaminaceae
Product: TIMELESS-interacting protein
Exons: 5
Coding region: 75-920 (281 amino acids)
Biological process (GO): DNA damage response; replication fork arrest; replication fork processing
Cellular component (GO): replication fork protection complex; nucleus
Molecular function (GO): DNA binding; zinc ion binding
Source: RefSeq, a predicted model, not a curated record